Molecule: messenger RNA, 508 nt
Organism: Acipenser ruthenus (sterlet)
Lineage: Eukaryota; Metazoa; Chordata; Actinopteri; Acipenseriformes; Acipenseridae
Product: histone H2A-like
Exons: 1
Coding region: 76-462 (128 amino acids)
Cellular component (GO): nucleosome
Molecular function (GO): protein heterodimerization activity; structural constituent of chromatin; DNA binding
Source: RefSeq, a predicted model, not a curated record
AAAAGCGUUGGCUGUGAAAGGAUUGGGUUUAUUCUUCUUCUGAUUCUUGCCAUCCAAGAAAAAAAAACGGAGAAAAUGUCUGUAAGAGGAAAGACCGGUGGAAAGGCAAGAGCCAAGGCGAAAUCUCGUUCGUCCAGAGCAGGGCUGCAGUUCCCCGUCGGUCGUGUUCAUAGGCUGCUGCGGAAAGGAAACUAUGCUCAGCGUGUGGGCGCUGGAGCUCCGGUCUAUCUGGCCGCGGUGCUCGAGUACCUGACUGCUGAAAUCCUAGAGCUGGCCGGGAACGCUGCCCGGGACAACAAGAAAACCAGAAUCAUCCCGCGUCACCUGCAGCUCGCUGUCCGCAACGACGAGGAGCUCAACAAGCUGCUGGGAGGCGUCACCAUCGCUCAGGGCGGAGUGCUGCCUAACAUUCAAGCCGUUCUGCUGCCCAAGAAAACCGAGAAACCGACCAAGAGCAAGUAACCUGUCCUGACGUCUAUUUCACUUUCUAAAACCCAAAGGUUCUUUU